GCGUAUUUUAUAUCGUUAAUGUCUGAAAAAUAACUGAACAUUACAUCUCAAUUAGAUUGGCAAUAGAAAUAUUUCAAUCAAUAUGUAUUGAUUUUGAUACACAUCCUGGGCCAUGAUGUUUCUUUAGAUGUGUGUGACUGUAUCUUAAAUCCAUUGAAACUGUCACAAGUGUAAAGUGUACAACUUUACAUGCAAAAAUGUCCUUGUCGUCGUGCUGAUAACUCCCCUCAAGAGCUCGGACAGUGCAGUGUAGUCCACUGGCGCCAUCUGGUGGACAGUUACAAAAAUGAGAGGAAACGCUUCAAGGAACAUAACUUCCUGUUUAAAAAUGGCUGCACCCUUACGAAUGUCACAUUAGAAAUUACAAGUAACGUUACUGCUUUAUGUAAUAUAGAAAACGUUAUUGAGCUUUUACAUAUUCGUUUGACCUCUUUUUGCAGCGUAUACAUAAACAUGGUCCGUCUAUGUAAGUAUGAUUCGGUUGCUAUUUAGCUAACACUGUCAGUGGGAACAUGGGCUAGCUAGCAAGCAGGAGUAGUACUAGUAAGUAGUAUGCCUACACGUCAACCCGAUAUGGCUGUAACGUUACUGUGUAGCUAGCUAGGCUAGCCUCAAUGAUUGGUAUAGCUAACGUUAGAUACCACAGUGAUGUUUCUAAUAAGUAGGCUAAUGUACCUUUAAUGGAAUGUACAUCAUAAAUCAAAUCAAAUCAAAUUUUAUUUUUCACAUGCGCCGAAUACAACAGGUGUAGACCUUACAGUGAAAUGCUUACUUAUAAGCCCUUAACCAACAAUGCAGUUAUAAGAAAGAAUACCAAAAAAAAUCACACAAAAAAUAUAAUAUAAAAUAAUACGAAAUAAAAGUAACAAAUAAUUAAAGAGCAGCAGUAAAAAUAACAAUAGCGAGGCUAUAUACAGGGGGUACUGGUACCGAGUCAAUGUGCGGGGGCACCAGUUAGUCGAGGUAAUUAGGGUAAUAUGUACAUGUAAGUAGAGUUAUUAAAGUGACUAUGCAUAGAUAAUAAACAGAGAGUAGCAGCAGCGUAAAAGAGGGGGGGGGGGGGGGGGGGGUAGAGGCUGUUUAGAAGCCUCUUGGACCUAGACUUGGCGCUCUGGUACCGCUUGCCGUGCGGUAGGCAAUUUAAUUGCAGAUUUUGUUGUAUUGUCUUUACAGCAUCCUUCCUACUGAAGACAUACCAUGGAGGACACAUUGUCAUCAGAUUGGCAAUGGCUGGCCACAAACAGUCUAACAGACCCUUCUACCGCGUUGUGGCAGCUUACAACAAGCGAGCACGAGACAGUAAAUACAUAGAACAAUUGGGCUCUUAUGACCCCCUGCCAAACAUCUACAAUGAGAAACUGGUCAGCUUCAACUCCGACAGGAUCAAGUACUGGAUGGGCUGUGGUGCACAUCCAACGAAGCCUGUGGCCAAACUUCUAGGUGUGUUCCCUCUACACUCACCAUGAAAACACACACUUUCCAGGUUUAUUGAAACAACCAAUGUAAGGCCUACAUCAUGCAAAAGACACUAAAUCACAGGUUAAUAAACUAACUAAUAUACUUUUAACUGUACUCAAUACUUCCACUAAAGUCUCAAUGCUACCUUGGAAUCUAUGUGGUCUAAGUCAUCCCUCCCAUCUCUGUUCCUGUAGGACUGGCUGGGUUCUUCCCCCUGCAUCCCAUGACGGUGACAGAGGCAGAGCGUCGCAGGGCCCUGGUAGAACUAGCAGAGGGAGCAGCGCCGGAGGAGGUAGAUAAGCAGCAGGAACUAUGAGAGCUUCAGUGCUGGAACGUGUGGGACUGUCGAGCAUAGCAGGAUGUGGACAUUGGACACGAAGGACAGCCGAAUAUGCCAUUCCCCUCCCAAAAGGCUGACUGUUUCCAGGGAAAGCCUUUGUUCUAUGUGUAACUAUGAAUAUUCAAAAGCAGUGCUUUUCCUACAGCUUUUCUUUUUUUAUUUAACCAUUGUGCAGUUUAUUCACAUCUCUAUAGCAAUACAGUUGUUUAAUAAACAGUUUCUUGUGGUUAAAGUUAUAAAUUUUCA
Coregonus sp. 'balchen' is the source of this 2044-nucleotide messenger RNA. The record is from the annotation of a GenBank genome assembly. NCBI's taxonomy places the organism in Eukaryota, Metazoa, Chordata, Actinopteri, Salmoniformes, Salmonidae.